Messenger RNA from Vicia villosa (hairy vetch), 977 nucleotides. Its product is annotated as 5-OH-xanthotoxin synthase-like. The record is from RefSeq and is a predicted model, not a curated record. Bases 76 to 963 code for a protein of 295 amino acids. Gene Ontology annotation, molecular function: heme binding; oxidoreductase activity, acting on paired donors, with incorporation or reduction of molecular oxygen; iron ion binding. The transcript has 2 exons. NCBI's taxonomy places the organism in Eukaryota, Viridiplantae, Streptophyta, Magnoliopsida, Fabales, Fabaceae.
AGUACUAUAAUAUGUAGAAUUGCUUUUGGGAAAAGCUAUGAGGAUGAAGGACAUGAGAGGAGUAGGUUUCAUGGAAUGUUGCAUGAGUUUCAAGCUUUGUUAAUGGAAAUCUUUGUUGCUGAUUAUAUUCCAUUUACGGGUUGGAUUGAUAAAGUAAGAGGAUUGCAUGGUCGAGUUGAUAGAAAUUUCAAGGAGUUUGAUGAAUUUUAUCAAGAGAUUAUUGAUGAACAUUUGGAUCCAAAUAGAGAACAAAUUAAAGAUGAAGAGGAUAUUGUUGAUGUCUUACUCAAAUUGAAGAAACAAAAUUUGUCUUCAAUUGAUCUCACUUUUGAUCACAUCAAAGGAGUUCUUGUGGACAUGCUUGUAGCUGCAACAGAUACUACAUCUGCCACAUUAGUUUGGACUCUAACUGCCAUAAUACGAAAUCCAAGAGUAAUGAAUAAAGUACAAGAGGAAAUUAGGAACGUUGGAGGUAAACAAGAAUUCUUAGAUGAAAAUGAUAUUCAAAAUUUUCCUUUUCUGAAGGCAGUGAUAAAAGAAACACUAAGAUUGUACCUACCAGCUCCACUUCUUGUUCCACGAGAAUCAAGAGAAAAAUGCGUUAUUAGUGGAUAUAAUAUUCCGGCCAACACAAUAUUGUAUGUGAAUGCUUGGGCUAUUCAGAGAGAUCCUAAUGUUUGGAAAAAUCCUGAGGAAUUUUACCCGGAAAGAUUCUUAGAAAGUUCUAUAAAUUUUCUUGGACAAAAUUUUGAACUAAUUCCCUUUGGAGCUGGUCAUAGAAUUUGUCCCGGAAUGCCUAUGGCUGUUGCAUCAAUAGAACUUAUCCUUGCCAAUCUUCUUUAUUCAUUUGAUUGGAAAUUGCCACAUGGAUUGAUAAAAGAAGAUAUUGAUACUGAAAUGUUGCCAGGAAUCACUCAACACAAGAAGAAUCCCCUUUACCUAGUCGCCGAGAGUCCAAUAUAGAUGCAUCUAUUUAA